This is a messenger RNA of Paramuricea clavata, 1943 nucleotides long. The record is from the annotation of a GenBank genome assembly. NCBI's taxonomy places the organism in Eukaryota, Metazoa, Cnidaria, Anthozoa, Malacalcyonacea, Plexauridae.
AUGGAAUACGUAGGAGUUCUACCAGCGCCGGAAGAUGUCAUACCACCAGCAAACAUACCUCUCUUUGGAAUCCUGGCGGAAAAUACAGCAGAACCGGGACAGUUCUAUUUCUGUUUCGAAGAAAUUAAUGGAAACGAGCUACUGGCGAUGACAAUGCAUUGCUGCCAACAAAAAGCCCACUGUCGGUGUCUCCAGAUGUGGGCGACACAUUACAUUGGAACAGAUAUCGAAACCGUACGGUGCGGGUACUGCAGAGCACCAUUCCCGGACAAGGAACUCUGUUAUCUGUGUCUACAAAACAAAAUCACCGGACAAGAAUUGAAGAAAACCCGAUGCUGUCAAACAACAAUCCACAAGAAGUGUACGGAAAUCCUAAACGAAAUACUGGCAAACCUGACAUUCGAUUUCUCGCUAGAAUGUGGCGAAUUAACCUUCUGCGGAUGCGUCUGGCACAAACUCUAAAAACACUAUAAUUAUCAAAAUCCCUGUAAACUACUGUAAAACUUAAUAAAUUUUCAAAUAUUCACCGCUGUACGCAAUUCUGAACAUUUCCCUGCUUCCGGGUUUCCAUGACGUCAUUGCUCCUGCAUACCCAUUACUUCCGGCAUACUCAUUACUUCCGGCAUACUCAUUACUUCCGGUGCUCUACUCGUUCCUGCAUACUAAUUACUUCCGCCGCUAUACUGCACUUCCGCCGCUAUACAGACGGUCUAAUACUACUGUAGGGACUUGUUGAACAUAAAAGUGGAGAUGCAAAUGUAAAAUUGUAAUGGUAAAAUAUCCUGUGGUGUGAAAAAUUUUUUGAUCAAACCCAAAUAGUAUGAUCGCGCUGUACUAAAAAGCUUGUAUGGAGGCAUGUCAAUUAUAAAGAGCGAGACAAGAUAAUCAUGUGUGUAAAAUUCAGUAUCCCUGUACACGGCGUUUCGUCCUUCAUGGACUCGUCAGCAGGGAUUGGGGUUGGCACAUGUGAGAGAGACAGAAUUAGAAGCUGAUAUGGAUUGCAAGGACAAAUUAAAAACAUAGCACUAUAUGUGUAUAACUAUUGUAUAGUAUAAAAUGUCUUACCAAAUUCGCUAUUGCAUUUAGUUAAACCAACACGUUGGGCCAUGGUUGUGUCAAUUGUUUACUGCCGUGUAGCACAGGAAAAAUCUUCGUGAGAUGAGAAUAAACCUCGUAAAAAGCUUGUAGAGCAAUUGUAAUUCAGCUGUAUAAAUUGCGUGUUAGAACAUGCACAGUUGGUGAGAUGUAUAUUUGGGGGUUGUGUGGAUAGCAGCGGUUCUGAGGGAGCAUUUUUGGGAACUGUGAACUUACCUGGGUCUGUUUACUUCAUGUAAUACUUCAUGUAGUGUUUGUGGACUUAGCACUACAUAUUUAACAGUUAUUCCACAAACUCGAGUCGAACAUGAGCUGAUCGACGAGAGUGAGCGGAAUAACUGUUUUAUUAUAUACACAAGGUCUGAAUUCACAGACUUUGCUUUUCGGAUAUUUUCAAUUUUUUUUCUAUUUUGCAAAUUUUAUAUGUUUUUAUCUUCGCUCUUUCGGACGCUUAUUUUUUAAAAAAUAUAUUUUUUAACCAUUUUAAAUUUUAAAAAUUCAUUUGCUAACCUGUGAUCUCUUAUAGAGAUCCGAACCCAUACCUGACCCCUGACCUUACAGAUAUUGAGGAGGAUGCCCUUUUGGCUGAUGUCAACAACUUAAGCAUGAACGACAACUUAAACAUGGACUACAGUUUUGAAGUAGACGAACUUUACUUAAUAAAUGAAAUUGAAAACCAAACAACAAGCAAACAUGAACAAAACACUGAAUCACCAAACACUGAUGAACAACAUACAAACAAACCUAAGAUUGACCAAAACAUUGCUGAACAUACUAUGGACAGAACGAACAAUGAGGAAGAAGACAUGGGCAUAACAGAGGAUAAUAACAUUGACAACUCAACCUAA